Molecule: messenger RNA, 2036 nt
Organism: Nasonia vitripennis (jewel wasp)
Lineage: Eukaryota; Metazoa; Arthropoda; Insecta; Hymenoptera; Pteromalidae
Exons: 3
Coding region: 799-1479 (226 amino acids)
Source: RefSeq, a predicted model, not a curated record
UAAUUCUUUUUAUUGCUAAUGUUAUAGUUUUUAUCUGAAAUCAUUGUUUAGGAUUUUAUUCCUCACUCAUGAUUACUAUACUACUGUAUCUAAUUUAAAAUGUAAUAAAUCAGAAUCUUAUAGUAAAAAAUUUUUAAAAACACAAACGAUUUUAGCCUUUUCUAUAUAUACAUUUUAUCAUGUUUAAGCUUACAAGAGAAAGCUUUUUCUUGUAAAGUAUAUAUUUUUGAAAUGAUUGUGCUAUAAUAUUUUUUGUCUUCCACGUAAUUCUUAAUUAAUAAUAAAUAUAUACUAUAUUUAUCAAGUGUAUCAUUCUAUUGAGUCUUUUUAUUAAUGCCUGCUGAACAUCUGUAAAACAACAAAGUAAACAAAUUAAAGUUAAACAAGAAAAAUGCAACACCGAGCUGCACGGAGGACACAUAAUAAUGGCGUUUUUCCAAUUAGAAAUGUCGCCCCCAGUUCCGCGAGGUUAGGUUAGAAGAACUCCCGGAUAAGGUUGGGUUUGUUUUUAUAUCCGCGGUGUCCGCGCGCGCUUGAGCGCUUUUUUUUCAAACUCACCUCCGCGUGUCCGCAGCUUAUUACUCUCGCGAAAAUGCAAAAUUUGUCGAGAAAAUCGACAUGACAGCGGACAGAGUCAGUAGUUAGUAGGAGGUGGGACGCCAAGUCGCCAAGUGACGCGCAGUACGCUUCAAGGAGCUCUUGUUUCGCUCAGGAAAAAAAACAGGUGCAAAGAGAAAGAGAAAAAGAAACAGGUGGUCGCGGCGCGAUUAUUUAAGAGCGUGAUUUUCCAAGUAUAAUAUGGAGAGCAAGACGCAGGUGAAAAACGAGCCGCAGGAACAGUCGGAUAACGAUGCUCAAAAAAAAGAAAACACUUCCAAUAACACAGAAGAGAGCCCACAGGUGAAGAAUGAUGCCAUUAUAAAAACUAAAAAUCCUCCAUCUGAGACCACCAUAUUAUCACCACCCCCAAUUCCAUUGGCAAUCAACAACAUAUUUUUCGAGUUAUUCUAUGAUGGGCCGUAUGAUCUAACAUUAUCUAAUCGGUUAUGGGGUAUUCACAGAGUGCCGCCACCCAAUAGAGCUAUAGUUUUGUCUGAGAUCACAUUCUCGUUGUUCAACGUUUCGAUGUCACCUUCAUACAAAAAACAAGUAAUAUUUACGGAGCAAUUAAAGUUCAAAGCUUUUGUCUUAGACAAGCUUGUAGUUGAGAAGACCUUGGAUUACGAAAAUACUCGAGAGGACUUUGAACAGUCUUUUGCAGAAAUAGUCAACAUGAUUGUGUGUAAGGGUGGACCUAAUAUAGAAGAUAAUCAAGAUAUAUUGUUGAGAUGUGCAUACAAAGACUAUUAUAGUAAUCGAUGGAGACACAAAUCGUGUACAAUAAUUAUUGAGAAAGGUGAAGAGGUCUGUAGGCCAUGUUCAUAUCUCGACAAGUAUUUUCAAGAGUGGAUAAAGUACAAUUUAAAAGAUAAUAAGUAGUAUGAUAAGUGCUUUAAUUUUCACAUAAAGUAACAUAAUAAAAACAGAAGACCUAGAUUAUAAUUUGAAAAAAAAUUGGAAAUAAUUCCAUGUUGAAUUGACAGCUUUCAACAAUAUUUUUUAUAUACAUAAAUCAUUCUUUAAGAAUCAAAAAGCAAUGAUUUUAUUGCUUUUUAAAAUUAUUCUAUUUAUCAAAAAGUUUCAUGUAUAUUAUAUAUACUUAUUAUUUACACUAAAUUAAUUAACAUCUUUUAAACAUCCAAUCAUUUAUGAUUUAUUUUUCAUAGACUGAACGUACCUAAAGAUCAAUUAGCUUUUUUGCUUUUAUCAAUGACUGUGAGCAAUAACAUUUAUGUACGGUGUGAUUUUUGUAGUAUUAUAUAUUAUUAACUAUACAGUAUUUAUCACAAUGUGUAAUAACUUACAUAUUACAAUUUGUACUCUCAUAAUUAUGACAAUUUUCAUUGUAUUAUCUAUUUACUAUGUCAUGCUUCACAAAAUAAGUUGUUCAACUGUUUUAUUGUCGAAUAAAGUGGCAACCCCACAACUGUAUAGAA